CUGUGCCACCGCGCGCGUCCCCGCCCCUGCCGUGCGCUCUCGCCACGGGGAGCCGGGAGGGCGGCGUGCAGUCGCGCUUCUUCUCCGCGGGAGGCUGCGGCGCCGCGCGGGUGGGUGGGAACGUGGCGGUCCUCCGGGCGCUGCGGCAGGGGCGACAGAGCGCCAUGGCGGCCGCUGUGGCUACAUCAGCCGGUACCCGCGCUGCGGCGACGUGAGAGGACGCCUCUUCUUUCCCACAACUGAGGAGGCCACGGCUGCCCGCCUGCCUGCAUUCCACGCGGGCCGCGGUUGCAGCAUGGCCGGGAUUAUUAAGAAGCAGAUCUUGAAACAUCUGUCCCGGUUCACUAAGAAUCUUUCCCCGGACAAAAUCAACCUGAGCACGCUGAAGGGGGAGGGUCAGCUCAGCCACCUGGAGCUGGACGAAGAGGUUCUGCAGAAUGUGCUGGAGCUGCCCACCUGGCUGGCCAUCACCAGGGUCUACUGCAACAGGGCCUCCAUCCGGAUCCAGUGGACCAAGCUGAAGACACAUCCGAUCUGCUUGUGUCUGGAUAAGGUGGAGGUGGAGAUGAAAACCUGUGAGGACCCUCGCCCCCCCAACGGACAGUCUCCCAUCGCCCUUGCUUCAGGACAGAGUGAGUAUGGCUUUGCAGAGAAGGUGGUGGAGGGGAUGUUCAUCAUGGUCAAUUCCAUCACCAUCAAGAUCCACUCCAAGGCCUUCCACGCCUCCUUCGAGCUGUGGCAGCUCCAGGGUUACAGUGUCAACCCCAGCUGGCAGCAGAGCGACCUGCGUCUGACCCGCAUCACUGAUCCCCGCAGAGGAGAGGUUUUGACAUUUAAGGAAAUAACUUGGCAGACACUCCGAGUUGAGGCAGACGCCACAGAAAAUGGUGAUCAGGACCCAGUUACCACUCCGCUGAGGCUCAUUACCAACCAGGGCCGGAUCCAGAUAGCUCUCAAGAGAAGAACUAAAGACUGCAAUGUGGUGGCCUCCAAGCUGACCUUCCUCCUGGACGACCUGCUCUGGGUGCUGACGGACUCACAGCUCAAGGCCAUGAUGAAGUACGCUGAAUCGCUGAGUGAGGCCAUGGAGAAGUCGGCCCAGCAGAGGAAGAGCCUGGCACCUGAGCCCGUGCAGAUCACUCCACCUGCUCCCAGCGCCCAGCAGACCUGGGCCCAGGCAUUCGGUGGCAGCCAGGGCAGCAGCAGCAGCAGCCGCCUCAGCCAGUACUUUGAGAAGUUUGACGUGAAGGAGUCUUCCUACCACCUCCUCAUCUCCCGCCUGGACCUGCAUAUCUGCGAUGACAGCCAGUCCCGGGAGCCAGGUGUCUCUGCAAACAGACUUACGGGUGGGGCCAUGCAGCUCACCUUCCGCAAGAUGGCGUUUGACUACUACCCCUUCCACUGGGCAGGUGACAGCUGUAAACACUGGGUGCGGCACUGUGAGGCCAUGGAGACCCGGGGCCAGUGGGCCCAGCAACUGGUGACAGAGUUUCAGAGUCAGGUGGAGAAGCGGUGUGAGGGGAGCAGUGUGAAGCCACUGUGGCAUCUGGGGAUAGACCCUCCCUUCCAGAGGAAAGCAGAUUCUUUCUCUAGUUCUGGAAAGAUUCCUCUUGACAAAAGCCCUACCCAGGGCCAGCAGGCUGCCUUCGGGUCCCCAGCAUGGAGCCGCUUACGCUCUAGCUGCCUGGUUGUCCGAGUAGAUGACCUGGACAUCCACCAGGUUUCCACAGCUGGACAGCCAAGUAAGAAGCCGUCCACUCUGCUCUCCUGCAGCCGCAAACGCCACCGCCUCCCGGCUCAGGUGGCUGCCAUCCAUGUCCAGUUCACGGAAUAUUACUUCCCGGAUAAUCAGGAGCUUCCGGUUCCCUGUCCCAAUCUCUACGUCCAGUUAAAUGGGCUGACGUUCACCGUGGAUCCCGUCAGCUUGCUUUGGGGAAACCUCUUUUGCCUGGAUUUAUACCGAAGCCUGGAGCAGUUCAAAGCCAUCUAUAAGCUGGAAGACUCGCGGGGAAAAGAUGAGCGCUUGGACAUCCGACUGGAUGCGUUCUGGUUGAAGGUGAGCUUCCCCCUGGAGGCUAGAGAGCUGGCGAAGCUGCAUCGUCCCCAGGCGCUGGUCAUCUCCACAUCAGGUGUGAUUGCCACCAACACCCGGCACGCCCCGAACUGUGGCUGCCCAGACCUCCAGAGUCUCUUCCGUGGUUUUGCUGCCACUGAGUUCUUCCGUUCUACCUAUGCUCAUUUUCCCAAGGUCCCAGGGGGCUUCAGCCUUCUGCACAUGCUCUUCCUGCACCACGCCUUCCAGACGGACUCCCUCCCAGCCCAGCCCAGCCCCCUCCCUCCUCAGAGGCCAGCCGCAUCCCAGGAUCUUUGGUCCCUGUAUUUCACCCAGGUCUCCUUGGACUUUGAAGGCACAGAAAACUUCAAAGGCCACACCUUGAAUUUUGUGGCUCCCUUCCCCUUGUCCAUUUGGGCCUGCCUUCCUCUCCGCUGGCAGCAAGCGCAGGCCCGGCGACUCCUCCUGGCCUCUGAGGGCAGGCUAAAACCGUCAGCCAGCUUUGGCAGUCCUGUGCGCUCUGAAGCUCUUGCCCCUGAGUCUGUGUCCCACCAGAGGUCAAAGACCGAACGAGACUUGAAGAGCCUCUCGGGCGCCACAGAAGCCCUGGAGGGUGGGCGAGAAGGUAACGCGGGCGUGGACCACAAAGGGCAUGCAGCAGAGCCCGAGGAUGUGGCGGAUGUUCACGUGCUCGUGCACUCCACGGCUCACGUCAGAGUGCGGCUCGACCACUACCAGUACUUGGCCCUGCUGCGCCUCAAGGAGGUGCUUCAGGGCCUUCAGGAGCAGCUGACCAAGGACACAGAGGCCAUGACUGGGGCUCCGCUGCAGGGGCAGACGGCGUGCAUCGGCGUUCUCUUCCCCAGUGCUGAGGUGGCUCUCCUCAUGCACCCUGCCCCUGGGAGAGCUCACGCUGACUCUGCAGGCUCAGACACCACCAGCCUCAUAGACUCAGAGCUGUCGCCAUCGGAGGACCGGGAGCCCAAGUCUGAUGCCUCCUCGGACCUGGGCCCAGUGAGCCCCGACAAGGUCCCGAGGGACAGCAGUGCUGAAAACCUGGCUGCGUCCCAGGAGAGGCUGCACAGCGAUGGAGAGCCACAGGCCUUUGGUCCGCUUGUUCAGCGGCCAGCAGGGAGGAGCCACGAGGCGGUCGAGUCCCUCCAGGCCAAGAAGCUGGGCAGAGCUCAGACCGCCAGCUCACCCACCGCGCUCAAGUCCCCAGCGCACGGGGACGCUGCCCUGAAUGGACAAGGCGAGCCCGUGCCCCUGAGGAGCAUUGAGGGGGACCUGUCCAGUGCUAUCCACAUGACCAAGGAUGCCACCAAGGAGGCCCUCCACGCCACCGUGGACCUCACCAAGGAGGCCGUGUCCCUCACUAGGGAUGCCUUCAGUUUGGGGAGAGAUCGAAUGACUUCUACCAUGCACAAGAUGCUGUCCUUGCCUCCUGUCAAGGAGGCCACGCCCAAGUCAGAUGAGGGGGCUGUGGCCCCAGUGAGUGGAGGCGCUGCCCGCCUCCGGUUUUUCUCCAUGAAGAGGACCGUCUCUCAGCAGUCAUUUGAUGGCAUCUCACUGGACAGCGGUGGCCCCGACGACCGGAUUUCGGUGGACAGCGAUGGCAGUGACAGCUUUGUGAUGCUCCUGGAGUCUGAGUCUGGUCUGGAGUCUGUUCCACCGGGAUCUGUUACAAGCGUCUUGGAUGACAGUGGCAUCCAAGGGAGCCCUGUUACGGAGAGUGGUGGCCAGAGGUUGCCAGAAAGCAGCAGCUCGGUGUCGGCCGGCGGAGACCUCGCCCUGCAUGCGGUGUCAGUUCUGGUCCUGAGGGUCAACGAAGUGUCACUUGGGAUUGAGGUUCGCGGUGAAGACUUGGCUGUAGCCUUGCAAGCAGAGGAGCUGGCCCUGCAGCAGCUGGGUACCGUGGGACUCUGGCAGUUUCUACAAGGACAGUGCCCAGGCCCAAGCUUUCAGGAACCCUCAAAUCUGAAGACUGACCCCGUCGCGCCUGCUGUGGGUCUGCGCUUUGAGGUGGGGCCUGGUGCAGCUGUCCAUUCCCCGCUGGCCCCACAAAAUGGCUUCCUGCAGUUCUUACUUCGGGGCUGUGACCUGGAGCUGUUCACCUCAGUGCUCAAUGGUCUGGGGCCUUUCUUGGAGGAUGAGGACGUCCCGGUGGUGGUCCCCAUGCAAAUUGAGCUCCUGGACUGCAGUGUUACUCUCAAGGAUGACAUCCCUCCGGUCUACCCAACGUCCCCUGGCCCCAGCCCGAUCACUUUGGCAAUGGAGCGGCUUGUGGUGAAGCGAGGUGACGACGGUGUGUUUCACCUUGGUGCUCCUGCGCAGGACAGACCAUUGACUGAAGCCCCUGAGAAGCUGCAGCCCCGUAAGGAGCAGGUGCUCCUGGUGCCCGUAGGACAGGGCUUGGGACACCAGGAGAGAGAAUCACCUACCCUACAGCAAGAGCUCCUGGACACCAGACAAGCCCUGGCCUUUGCCAACCAGGACAAGGAGAAACUGCUCCAGGAAAUUAGGAAAUACGAUCCUCUCUUUGAGCUUUGAUGGCCGCUCAGCCAUCCCGGCUACGGCUCUGGAAAGAAGUUAUCACCAGCAACAGUGUCACCUAGGACAGGUGCUGAGGAGCCAGCGGGCUUGGGAACACAGCCACUGCGUGUGCGCCUCCUGCUGGCUGCCAGCCUGAGUGGAGGACCCGGCAGAGCAUGGCUGCGUUCAGGAACUGGCUGGCCGUGUCCCUGGCCCUGCACCGUGUCUUGCCAUUACACAGCCUCGUUUUCCUCUGCACACUAGAGGAGUCUUCUCCACGCUGUAGAGCGUUUCACCUCCUGGGCUCACCGCAGCGGUGUUCGCUUCCUUCCUGGCCAGUGUGAACAAGUGUCCCCGAGUCACGCACACAGCCACCGGAGAUCCUGUGUCCCCGCGCUUCCGAGUAGAUCAGGAAAUAGGCCGUCCUCAGGGGUUGGGGCACAGGAGGCCUGUGAUCAGGGUGAUGUGGACUUGCCUAACUUGGAACGGCAGCUGGGCGUGGAUCAUCUUGGCUGAUGUGCUGGGUCAAGCUUCCCUGUUGAAUCUCUUCAUUGCGAUGCUUUGACUAUGAGGUGGCCAGAUCAUCCUUCCCUGCAUAAGGAUUGUUUGAUGUAAGUUAGGACCGUGCUCAGCUGAGAGCAUGAUGGGUGGGGUACGGUUCCUGUUUUCCCAGCUGUCCAUGACCGGUCACCUCCUUUCUGUCCCUGGAGUCCUUGGUCACCUGCUUUCCCAGGAUAGCUCUGUCUUUCUGCCUGUGCUGCCUUGAGCACUUAAUAGUCUGGGAGCUAAAUGUGCUUAUGUUAGGCUUCCGACUCCGCUAAACUUAGCCGUGCCCGCCUCGGUAUGCCGCCUCACCCCCCUCUAUGCUGUGGCUUUUUAAAACCAUGUGAUUUCAGCGUAAGUAAAAACAAAACCAAAGUCCUUGCAGGUUUCCUUCCGGCCCUAUGAGAGUGUCCCCUGGCCCUUCUGGCUGUUGAAGCGUGGCUCUGGUGUCCAAGUGCUGUCCCCGUGGAAGCACAGAAGCCCCAGCCCGCUUCACUCGGCAGAUGUCCUGUCUGUUGUGAGCUGGCGAUGCCCCGAGUCCUGACUGGCUGAGGGGAUGAAAGGAGAAGCACCAUCCCGUGUAAAACAGAACACAUUUAUGGAGGAAUGAGGUCACAUUGCUUCAGACUGAAGAACCAGUCAUGCUCUUCACUAAGGCCAAUUUCAGAAUACCACAUCUUACAGGAGUGUGGUUUGUUACACUGAGGAGACAUAGUACAGAUUUGGGAAUAACAUCUGGAGACAGUGUUACCAGGUGAAGUUCCUUCAUUUCAGAUUUUUAUAAAUGACCUAGAACUUUAAAUGAAGUCAUUUGAUGUCAUACAACUUGUAGACAAGACAAUGAAAAAUAGACCAGAAGAGAGAAACAGCCAUAAAGGUGCAGGGAAGUGAGCAAGGGCUGUGAGCAGGCCACAAGACAGGAGAGGCACAGCACAGCGGAGGGCUGGGGCGUAGCUCCCCGGUCACAAACACUAUCGCAAAAAUAAAGACUGUGUAUUAACAACAUACUCAUACUCAGGAAAGAAUCCAGCGCCUUGCUGAGUGACCAGGGAGCAGUGUGACGCUGUGGCCUAAAGCCUGAGGUGUUCAGCGCCAUGCGGGGUGCCUCAGCCGCGGGGCGCCUCAGCAGCGGGGCGCCUCAGCCACGGGGCACUUGUGUUGUAUUUAUUUACCUAGGAGAUGGAGAAGUGAAGGAAGGUUUAGAGAACAAGGUGAAGACAUUGGCCUGCAAAGGUGGACACUGAGGGGAACAGAGAGGGGGAAGACCACACAGGAGUGGGGACCCAACCUUGAAACAUUAGUUCUGGGGCCCUGUCACUGCCUCCAGGGAAAAAGAAAACACUCAAGUCAGAAACUGGAAGGGCUUGUUGGAGAAGUGGCACCCAUGUUUCUGACGUUCUUGGGAGAGAAGGGAGAGCCAGUAACUAGAAAACAGAAUUUUUCAGCCUCAGGAUCACCUGAACUGGUUUAGCCACAUCCUUUCCUCUUCUGCUCACUACACCCUCCACGCCUAGGAAAAGAUUUCUGACAAAGACUGGUGUGCUUCACCCUUGAGCUUGCGGUAGAAACCCAUUUUGUGUUAAGGAUAAUAAUGCCUUAGUGACCGGAAGGUGAGGGUUUUGAGCUGGGGGAGUCUGAGGUUCUUGUCCACGUGUAGACAGAGAUGUAGAGUUUUGGCUUCCUUUAUGCUUUGGCCUUUUGCGUCUUGAAACCAUCUCUCAGGAACCAUGGUAAGAUUAUUAUUCCAUGGCAUUUCAAUAAUGUCUUGUGAUUCCAUUCCCCUAUUCACUGGGGGAUGAACAGGAGAGACUUGGCUGUAGUGAAACUAGCUGUGUGGAUCUCCAGGGUAAGGGUAACAGAAAACACAGUAGGACAGCGCCUUUGGAGUUUAGCAGUUUGUAACACAAAAUAAUACCUCAAGAAGACUUGAGGAGGGCCCGCAACACUGUCCCUCAGCGUCCACCCACUGCACACAGCCCUCCGCUGUAAAACCUUACUGCUGCGUCAUCUGUGAUUGUCUAAAUUUCCUGUUUACAUGCUUGUGCUGGGAACACGCGCUGCUGUGUAGACCUAGAGUCUGCUAACUGGACUUCAGAGACGGCUGGUCAUCUCUGUCAAGUCACUUUCAGUUUACUGAAAUGAUGAACGGAGUCUCUGAUGGAGCCAACAUGGCUUCUCUUUCCCCAAGAGCUGUUUGCAGUUUUAUUUCCAGACCUUACUGUGCUGUGGGCUGCACUCUUUAUGUGCUCUGUGCUGAGAGAACUGGGUCUGUGAAGUAGAAAAGGUUCAUGCCACACCUCACAGACCCUGGAACCAAAUAUCUGCAGUGUCUUCAUGUUAGUUUCUCCUUAGCAGCUCCAGAGAUUGCGCGUUGCAAAGGUUGUGUGAGGUCGCCUGGGUGGGAACUUUCUGUUCCAGGUCCCUUUCUUUCAUCCAUCUUGAUGCCUAGAUUUCAACCCAAGCUAGCAGAGUAGCAUCUGGUUCAAACCAUGACAGCCUGGACCUGACGUAGUUAUGAACUCUUGGAGGUGACCAUGGCCUUGCAGGUGCCACCACAUCCUCCGCUCUGCUCCAUUUCCCCAGGGCAGGGAUGGAAUAGCUGUUAAUGAAGAGGCAUUUUGCCCCCUUGGCAUAAGGAAAUACUUGGUGGCUUUUAACGGUGAGGCCUUGCUAAGUGUCCGGGCCUGACAUCCGAGCCUCCUGUUCUGCUGUUGUGUUUCUUAUCCUGUAUCCUUCAUCAAAGUAGACAUAGCUCCUGUGCGUCAAGAAUUUCCUAUUGGAGUCCUGAGGAAAUUUUUUCUGUCAGUUUACUACUUUCUGGCCAAGAGUUAGCCUGAGUCUUACACACUUUUUUGUGGAGUGCCCCACUGAAGUGUCCUCUGCACUGGCCGAGCCAGUGAGUUUUAAUGUAAGCUCUUAAGUUAGAUCAGUCAAACUACGUGAGUCUGAGCUGUUUCCCUAACUCAGGGUGCUACAAACAAAAGACUUGCUCAGGAAAGCUUCAGAAGAGAACAGCUUCCGGUCCUGCUUCCCGUGACCCUCAGCAGCACACGGGAGGCAGGCCAGUGGAUUGCCAACUCCAUCGGGUCGCCUUAUUCCUGCUAAUCACUGUCAAUAAUGUCCUUUCAUUCUCCAAGGAAAGCGAGAAUGGAUACGGUGAACUGAACCUUGGUCAGUAUUGGGAAAGUUUACUGUUGCAAUAGCUAAUCAAAACCCAAGUGUACUGGUUCUGUGAACCACCCAAAAAAGCAAAUUAAAUACUAUUAAAACAGUAUUGAUCUUCA
This is a messenger RNA of Apodemus sylvaticus (European woodmouse), 8412 nucleotides long. RefSeq names its product bridge-like lipid transfer protein family member 3A (gene Bltp3a). Gene Ontology annotation, molecular function: histone deacetylase binding. The transcript has 21 exons. The coding region runs from base 296 to 4603 and encodes 1435 amino acids. Lineage: Eukaryota; Metazoa; Chordata; Mammalia; Rodentia; Muridae. The record is from RefSeq and is a predicted model, not a curated record.